This is a messenger RNA of Truncatella angustata, 762 nucleotides long. RefSeq names its product polysaccharide deacetylase. NCBI's taxonomy places the organism in Eukaryota, Fungi, Ascomycota, Sordariomycetes, Amphisphaeriales, Sporocadaceae. Gene Ontology annotation, molecular function: hydrolase activity, acting on carbon-nitrogen (but not peptide) bonds. The coding region runs from base 1 to 762 and encodes 253 amino acids. The record is from RefSeq and is a predicted model, not a curated record. The transcript has 5 exons. Gene Ontology annotation, biological process: carbohydrate metabolic process.
AUGCAGCUCACGACAUUGCUGUACUCCUUGACGCUGGUCCUUGGGGCAUCAGCAGUCUCUGUUCCUAGCCCCGUCGACCUCAUUCGCCGCGCACACACCACUGGCACAGUGAUCACGAAGUGCUCGAAGCCAGGUGUACUAGCGCUCGCUUUUGACGAUGGGCCGUACACAUACACCUCAUCCUUGAUCGACAAGCUAGACGCCGCCGGCGCGAAAGGCACUUUCUUCUUUACUGGUACCCUUUACGGGUGCAUCUACAAUCAGAGAGCCGCUGUCAAGAAGGCCUACGACAAUGGCCAUCAAGUGUCGUCGCACACAUGGACACACGCCAAUCUCGCCAACCUCGGCACUUCUCAGAUCCAAACUGAGAUUACUAAGGUCGAGCAGGCCUUCGUCAACAUCUUCGGCAAGAAGCCGGCCUACAUGCGGCCGCCGAACCUGGCCACCAGCAGCAGCAUGCUGUCGGUCAUGAAGCAGCUGGGCUACGUGGUCAUCACCGACGACGUCGACGCCGGCGACUGGAACAAUCAGACCCCGCAGCAGAGCGAGCAGAAGUUCACCCAGGCCGGAGCCAGUGGCAACGGCCACAUCCCCUUGAUGCACGAAACCUACGACACGACCGUCAACACGCUGGUGCCGUGGCUGAUCAACUGGGCAAAGACCAACAAUCUGAAGAUCGUGACCGUCGCUGAAUGUCUCGACGACGCUGCAAACAUGUACCAGCCAGGCACCUUCACCGGAAAUGGUGCAACCAGCUGCUAA